Eleginops maclovinus (Patagonian blennie) is the source of this 4909-nucleotide messenger RNA. RefSeq lists its product as uncharacterized. The transcript is spliced from 7 exons. The record is from RefSeq and is a predicted model, not a curated record. NCBI's taxonomy places the organism in Eukaryota, Metazoa, Chordata, Actinopteri, Perciformes, Eleginopidae. Bases 1 to 3078 code for a protein of 1025 amino acids. Gene Ontology annotation, molecular function: protein binding.
AUGGGCACAGACUUCACUCAGGACGCCCUGCUACAUUUCCUCCAGUGCAACGGGGGCUCGGUGAAAAACACCGACCUGAUUCUGCACUUCAAAGACUUCAUUAGGGACAACCCGGACCAGAAACGAAACCGGGAGCUCUUCAAGAAGUUUGUGAACUCCGUGGCCACCGUGCGACAGGUGGAGGGAGUCUCUUAUGUGGUCCUCAGGAAGAAAUUCAAGGGAUAUGUUCCCGGCAACGGCGAAGGGGGCUCUUCGGAGAGACUUCCCGCUGCGAAGGGAACCGAUACCUGCCCGGAAAACGGAGAGACGCCUCGGCAGAAACCAGAGCUCAGGGAGGUUACAACACCCGCCCCUCCGGGAGUCACCGCCGGGAAAACAAGCCUACCUGUGGCCGGGAUCAUGCCCUACAACAACAACACGGUGCAGAAGAAUCUGAACGUGAGACAGCAGCAGGUGAGCAGCACACCUGACGUCUGCGGUAGACCAGCAGCAGUGAGUCAGACCCCCGCUGAGCCCCCGGCCCAACAUCUGAUUACCCAAACAAGAGACCCCUCAUCUUCAUCAGGAGCCUCCUCUUCAUCACAAUCAGGUGCCUCCUCUUCGUCAGACCCUUCCUCUUCAUCAGGGGGCUCCUCUUCCUCAGACCCCUCCUCUUCAUCAAGUGCCUCCUCUUCAUCAGACCCCUCCUCUUCAUCAGGAGCCUCCUCUUCAUCACAAUCAGGUGCCUCCUCUUCGUCAGACCCUUCCUCUUCAUCAGAGGGCUCCUCUUCCUCAGACCCCUCUUCUUCAUCAAGUGCCUCCUCUUCGUCAGACCCCUCCUCUUCAUCAGGAGCCUCCUCUUCAGCAGUUGCCUUUAAUUCAUCACAAUCGGACCCCUCCUCUUCCUCAGAAUUCAUCACAAUCAGGAGCCUCUUCUUCAUCAGGAGCCUCCUCUCCAUCGGACCCCUCCUCUUCCUCAGGUACCUCCUUUUUGUCAAGAACCCCCUCUUCGUCAGGAGCCUCCUCUUCAUCGACCCCCUCCUCUUCGUCAGGAGCCUCAUCUUCAUCGAACCCCUCCUCUUCAUCGAACCCCCUCUUCAUCAGAACCCUGCUCUUCAUCAAGUGCCUCCUCUUCAUCAGACACCUUUUCUUCAUCAGGUACCUCCUCUUCAUCAGAAUCAGGUGCCUCCUCUUCGCCAAGGGCCUCCUCCUCAACAGACCCCUCCUCUUCAUCAGACCCCUGUGCUGCUGCAGAGUGCCCCACGCCUUGCGAGACACCGGCCGAGCUAUAAAUCUGCCCUCUCUUAUGAUGAGGAUGAGGAAGAGGAGGAGGUCCAGGUGAGGCGGGGGUCAGCAGUAGGAGCGUGGCCCUUGAGCUAUCCUCUCGGAGGCUUGGGGAAUGCCCUCUCCACCUCCUCGCCCUGCAUCAUAGAUCAGCAGGCUUCUCCUCCUAUAUCCUCCUCCUCCUCUCCCUCUUAUUCACCAGAAAGGAAGCUCCCCAAGAUCUACGUCCAGGAAGCGGAGGAGGAGAGGUUGCAGGGAAGACGGGGGCCAGCGUCAGGGCCGACACCUGGGUCUGUUUCGGGCGAGGUGUCCUCCACCAGACGCAGCCUCCCUUUAGAGGCAGAGCGCUACACGCCGUCGUCUGACCGAGCGACAGAGCUGGUGCCUCGCCGUGACGGGCCCCGAUACGGUAAGCCUGCAGCGUUCCGACAGGGGCCCCAUCAGAGCAGAGGUCAGGGGCUCUCCUCCAGCCACAGCAGCCUCUUCUCCCCCUCCUCUGACCCGGACUUCUCCAGAGGAUCCGGGUGGAACAGCAGCUGUGAUGAGCUACAAGCUAAAGCAGGUGCGGCUAGGGGCGGGUCUCAAAUCCAGGAAGUCAUCCAGAGAACCCAAGGGAGUCAUUUAGAGUCGGUGACGCAACACGCCGACAGUAAAACAACGGGGCCUCGUCAUCCUACCGGCCAUCUCCAUGACAACCAGGAGCCAACGGGUUAUUUGUCACCGUUCUAUCACUCAACCGACCAUCUCCAUGACGACCAAGUGGUGCCCUGGCAUCUUUCCACAGGUGAUCUCUGCGACGACCGAGAAGACGCAGAGUCGAGCGAGGGCUCCACCUCCUCGCAGCCGCGGCGGGGUGCCGCUCGGCGAAUCAGCAGCCGGCUGAGGAGCAGGAUGUGCCGCAGCCUCGGAGCCGACCUGGACCAGUUGCUCCAGGAGGACGCGCGGGCGGGAGGGGGGAGCGAGGCGGCCCGGCUGAACCGCCUCCACCUGAUCUCAUCGUCACUCAGCCUGCGCUACGACCUGUCCAACUCCUCCCUGUCUUCCUGCUCCACUCCCCCCAGCUGCCACAGCUUCGCAGACCUGGGGGAGGUCAAAGGAGGGAGAAGGAGCUCCCCCGGCGCCCCCUCCUCUUCCACCGCGGAACAGGAAGGGCCCAAUCGAAAACCAUUGGUUCCUCUGGAGCCCAAGGAGCACGUCUGGCUGGUGAAGGGGGCGGCGGGGGCCUGGCCCGACAUCUACACACUCUUCAGAGAGGACUCGUCCCUGCUCAACAGGCAGGACUUCAUCUCCGGCUUCACUGUGCUGCACUGGAUCGCUAAGCACGGCGACCACCGAGUCCUCAACACCUUAUGGUACGGAGUUCAGAAGGCCGGUCUGACCUUCGACGUGAAUGCCAGGUCGACAUGCGGCCACACGCCCCUCCAUAUCGCUGCCAUGCACGGCCACAAGAACAUCAUGCGGCUGCUGGUGACCAAGUUCGGCGCCGACGUGAAGCUGAGGGACACGGCGGGGAAGAAGCCCUGGCAGUACCUGAGCCGCACCACGGCCCCGGACGUCUUCCAGCUGCUGGGAGCUCCGGCCCGGGCUGCAGGGGGGGAAGGAGGAGGAGUCGGGACGGAAGACCCCAGCGGGAAGCAGCGCCAGACCCAACCCCGCCGCCGCCGGCAUCACCUCUCCUUCGCCUCCUCCUCCUCCGAGAGGCCGCUGACCGGGACGGGCACCACCAGGGUCAAGAGGUCGUCGUCCAUAGCUGCGUUCCUAAAACACAAAUCACUGCAGACCUUCUACCGAAACCAGUCUGACUCCUCCGUCUAAGAACUGAUGAACUGGGAUUUGGAUUGGUUUACUGACUUUUGCUGUGUUGCAAUGUUGAGUACCCCAAAGUUUUAUAUUAGAAAUGAGUGGGAAGGGUCCCCAGCACAUAGAAACUGCUGGAUGCUAACAUGCACAUGUUGGGCAAUUUGCACAAUUAGCACAAGUUGCAUUAAUUAGCAUAUUCAGACAAUAGCUACACAAUUGAUUGGCUGAUUUGGACCAUCUUGGUGUGGUUUUGGAGGUUAUUGAGGAUGUUGAAUCUAUUUGUAACAUUGAGAUUCAGAAAUCGUAGUUUUGAGUACCUUAAACUUUAAAAAUGGUCCCAAAAUUCAUCAAAAUCAGUCCACGGGGAGAACAAAUAUGGCCACUUUCUGCCAUUUUGGUCCUGAAUACUUCAGAAAUGUAUUCAGCAUCCUCAAUAACCUUCAGAACCACUCCAAAAUUGUCAAAACUAUGGUCUGCAUAUGCUUAUUAAUGCAACUUCUGCUAAUUGUGCUAAUUGCCCAACAUAUGAAAGUUAGCAUCCAGCAGUUUCUAUGUGCUGGGGACCCGUACUGUACUUUUCUAUCAUAAAACUUUAGGGUAAUCUACAUUUCCAGGUUCACUAUAGGUCUGUAUGAGCUGACAACUAGACCAUAGCUUCGGUUUGCAUCUGUUGCUCCUCAACACUGUCAAAAGCCUCGUUUAGAAAAAGGAAUUCUAAUUACUGCAACAACAAGAAGCUCUCGUUUCUGCACCGGAGCGUUCAGUUUCACAGGAUCUGAAUGCCAAAGAAAUGAGUGUUUGACAAAGAAUGCUGGAUCUGAGACGCGUGAUGGAUGGAGUGAGGUGUUGGCACAUUCGCAGAUCGGCAGUGGGGAUCUGUUUUCAGUCGAUGUGAGAAGACAAAAAAGAAACGGCCUUAUGAGAAACUUGAGCUCCAGUUUCAGUCAAAGCUUAACUCAGACGGACAGCAACAGAUUUGAUUUCACUUAUUUGCGAGAUGUGUCUUACACUCCUUACCCAAACGAUCCACCUGUGUUCAGAUCUCCUUUUACACAGCCUUUAGUUUCAGUUUUUCUAGGAGAAUGAACUUGCAGUGGGAUUAACUUUAGGGAAGUAGUGGACAAAACAUCAUGAACACCUGCACAAUAGAAACGAAUCAUACAACACACCAUGACUUUGUUCUGGCACUGAAGCAGAAGUUAGGUGGCUAAUUUGCAAAGAUGAUCACAACUAGGGUCUACUUUUGAUAGUUUAGUCCAUGACUUUGUAAGUAGUAUCAACUGAUCUGUAAAACCGGAUUCAAUUCACAAUGAAUCAUGAAAAAGCAGUCUUUAAAUCUUGUUUAUGAGCAAUGUGCUAAUCAGGAAAAGAGUCAUUCAGCUGGAAAAAAAUGACCAAUUACCUAAAGAAACCACAUUGUAAUGAUUGGGUUUGUCCAGAUUAAGCAAUGAAGUUAUGACAUGUUAAUUGCUCGUUAGUGGAUGAUGAUGCUUUUGAACAAAGCUUAACCCUAGUUUCCUAUUAUGGAUAAAUCGUGCCAAUAUUCUCUAAAACGUCCACAAAAGUCACGAUACUCCUUAUAAAUAAGUGAGUACAGUGUUGUAAAUAAUGACAGAAGUUAUUACAAGCUACAAAGAGCUAAGCUGUAAUAUUUCUGAACCAAUGGCUGGUGAGGGUGUGGUAAAGGGUUGCACUUCGUUCAGGAUUUGAUGUAAAAACACAGGUGUUGUUCUUUAGCACUAACCACUCACUUUGUAUAUGAUUGCGCUCUUAAGUUUACUGCAGUAUGCUACAUGUAUUUUGUAAAGUAUUUUCACAUCACAAAGUAUUAAAUGUUUAGAAGUUU